Molecule: messenger RNA, 1883 nt
Organism: Temnothorax curvispinosus
Lineage: Eukaryota; Metazoa; Arthropoda; Insecta; Hymenoptera; Formicidae
Exons: 3
Coding region: 293-1591 (432 amino acids)
Biological process (GO): sensory perception of taste
Cellular component (GO): dendrite; axon; membrane
Source: RefSeq, a predicted model, not a curated record
CGAGAAGAUCCAUUUAAUUUACUAAAACCGCGUUAGGUAUGAGGGGCAGCUAAUGACACGCAAUCUAAACUUCGUUAAUGUUGCAGAAGUAAUAUAUAUCGUCCUUUAUUCUACGUGAAACACCAAGGAGAACAUACGAUGCUUGUCAGAGUGCCUCGCCGUGUUCCCAGAAAACCUUCACUGUUCUUUCUUCAAAAUAUCUUGUAUUGCGAGGAACUUCAAUGUAAUAAUUUGCAUCCAUACUCGCUCGCAAGACGCAUCGUGUCGAUUAGCAAGACGCUGCGAGGCGAAAAUGGAGGAGAUCCAUGUGCAAGUGGAAAGCAAUUCACCCUCGAUAGAGCACAGCUUACGUCCAAUAUCGUACACCUCCUGGCUCCUCGGCGUUGGCGUCCCUCGUCCGCGAAAGUGUCCGAAGGCCGUCACAAUAAUCCUACGUAUCGUUCACUUCGCCGUGUGUUCCGUUAUCGUGGCGUACGGCGCGAUAGAUUUCUUCACCUUCGGUAGCGUCUUCAAGAGCGACAUAUUCAAGAUCAUGUACUACAUGAAUAAAGUGAUGUGCUACGUGUCGGCGUAUUAUUACGUUUAUCACGGGAUCAGACAAUACGACAAGUGGCCGGAGCUGAUGGACCGAGUGAAAGAGCUGGAUCAGAAGAUCAGAAGGGAAACCCCCAUGAGCGACCGGCCCAUAAAAAACGUGCAAGCGCUAGCGAUUCUCGCGACGUUCGCUUGUGGACCUUUGUCCCUGAUCGUGCACGCUUUGUAUUACUAUUUCAUACGUCCCGAAGACAUCUUCGCGUCCGACUUGCUGCUCUAUUACACGAUAGCCCAGUCGUUGAUCAACAGCUUCGUCUUCGACGUUGUCGUCUAUGUGCUGUAUCACAGAUUCCAAACGAUAAAUGAAUUGAUCGGUCAGUUGGACGAGCGCUUUGGCGCACCGUGGAUCGCGCUCAAAAUUCGGCGCAUCAGAGAAUUGCAUACCGGUAUUUGUGAUCUGGUCAUCAUGGUAAACGACAUUUACGGCUUUCAUCUCCUCCUCUGCUCGGCGAACUGCUUCACCAUGGUCGUGGCUACACUAUUCAGAAUCUACAUGGGCGUCGUCGAGAAAAACUACGCGUUCAUGCUGAUAAAUAAUAUCCUUUGGAUUCUGUAUGCCGCGCAGUUUGGUCUGAUGUGCUGUAUUUGCACUCUCGCGCGACAAGAAUUCAAUAGAACCGGGAUAAUUAUAUAUGCAACUGUGCUGAACUGCAAGCCUGCGAAUCUUGGUAAACUAAACGGUGCGAGGAAUCAAUCAGGUCUAGAAGUGCCACCGCUGUUGGAUGGCCCGGACGGCGAGCAAAAUUCUAAUCGGAGCAGCAAUUACAACCUGAACCACGUCGUCAUGGAAAAUCUCUUGCGCAAAAACCUGGACCGAGACCGUGUCAGAAACGAGGUCAAUGAUUUUUCGAUUCAACUGCAACAGCAUCGAAUUGCGUUCACGGCUUGUGAUUUCUUUGAAAUGAAUAAUGCUCUGCUCAGUGGUUUUGUCGGGGUGAUCACCACUUAUCUAAUAAUCCUCGUACAAUUUUAUCGACCGGAAAAUGCAAUUCAAUGAGCAACGCUAAGUGGAAAGUUAUUGCGGCAAGGAAGAUGAAAGACGAAAUACGAUAAUUUUUUUAAAUUAAAUAUUAAUAAAUAUUUAUUAUACCAAACUUACCACUAUAUAAUACAAUACGGUACAAUUACAUUAACACAGCUCGUAAAAUCUUCCAAAAAUAAAAAACUUUUUUAUAAAGAUAAACUAAAAUGAGCAUGUUGAACUUAAGUUAACGAUAGGUUGUUGAAUGAAACAAAACGAAAUGAAACGCAAUGGUGUCAAGCUACAUGAAAAAAUAUGAGAAAAAAAA